Messenger RNA from Cuscuta europaea, 6578 nucleotides. The record is from the annotation of a GenBank genome assembly. Lineage: Eukaryota; Viridiplantae; Streptophyta; Magnoliopsida; Solanales; Convolvulaceae.
ACACUCCCCAACUUUGAUAUAGAAAUAGUAUUUUAAAGGAAGAAUUAAUAUUCAAGGAAGAAGAUUAAAGAAAAUAACUCACAACUUACAAAUUCAAUAAGCUUCAAAGUAGCAAAACCAAGAUGGAAGAGUUUAGCUCCUCAUUUGGAGACUAAACAUGAUGAAAAUAUAAAGAAAGAACUAUUCUAGACUGAGCUUAGAAGUAUAAAGGAAUUGGAUAUCUAAUUGUGAAGGAAAGGGGGUGUAUUUAUAGGCUCUUGGGAUGCAGCUCGGGUACCCGAUCGGGUAUAUACAAGGUACCCGAUCGGGUAUGUGUAAAAUGCCAGAUUCGAGGUAUACUCGAUCGAUUAUAGGCUAAAUUCUAUAGGUAUACCCGAUCGGGUAUACUCUUAUACCGGAUCGAGUAUGUGUAGAAAGUGAUAUUCGGGCUAUACUCGACCGGAUUUGGGAUUAAACUUAAGGGCAUACCCGAUCGGGUAUGUCGGUCUACCCGAUCGGGUAUAGACACUCGAUUGUGGUCAAAAUCUUCCUUGCAUGUUCCUUUGUCUUCGGAUCUGAUCCGAUUUGAAAUUUCAACAAGAUACCCGAUCGAGUAUAGGUCAUACUCGACCGGGUAUAGAUCAAAAAAUCAGGAUCUUCUUUUUUCUUUUAAUUUUGCACCUUCCUUCCACUUUUGAGUUUCACCAAUUGUCCUUUGAGUUGAUCAAGACCUGUUUGAACUCAGAAUAAACCUAAUCUAAACAAUUUACAAGAAUUUAACAAACUAAACUAUUACACCAAAAGUGUCUAAUUUCCAAAGUAAAAAUCACUCAAAACUAAUUAAAAAUACAAACAUACACAUGGAAAUUACAUGAUUAUCAGGCUUCCCCAAGCAUUCAAAAUAGAGAUUUUUCUCUCAUUUUUUCUGCAAAUUUUGUUUCCCAUUCUUUUAAAGUUGAUAUUCAAAAACAAAAACAAGAAUGAAAAAAAAACUACAUACCUUUGCUUGGGUUGCCUCCCAAUAAGCGCCUUAGUUAACGUUACGGUACGAUGUUAUUUUCUCUACUUCAAUCUUUCAUGUUCGGGUCAUGGUAACCCAUCCUCUGCACAUUUCUACCCCCGGUGACUCUUAUAGAAGAGCUUAAAGAAAACACUUAACUAAACUGAGCUAAGAGUAUAUGUGAAUUUGUUUUUUUAAUGUGAAGGAAAAGGGGUGUAUUUAUAUCAAAAUGGAGGUGGUAGGGUGCUAUACUCGAUCGAGUAUAUAGGAUACUUGAUCGAGUACAAAAGGUAGUUUCCAGGAAACUGCGAAAUAUAGGCAUACUCGACCUAGUAUUGAGUGAUACUUGGUCGAGUAUGAGACCGGAUUUCCAUCAAAUAUUCAGCCACGUUCUUUUGCUCCCAGAUUUGAUUUUGACCAGCGUAUCCCGUCAAUACUCGACCGAGUAUUGGCAAUACUCGAUCGAGUACUGAACGAAUUUCAAAAUCUUCAUUUGAUCUUCUCCCUUUUGCACAUUUUUUGGUCUUUAGGAUCCAUCCUUUGAUGCUUGGGAUGAUUUUGACCUGUCCUAAGCUCAAAAUAAUCCUAAUCUAAAUAAAUUACAAAUAAUUAUGAAAAUAAAGUAUUACACCAAAAGUGUGUAAUUUCCACAACUAGAACUAAUAAAAACUAGUUUAAAAUACAAACAUACAAUCGGAAAUUACAUGAAUACAGUGGAACUGAAAAAAUUAUGUUGGCAAGCUGGUAGCACUCCCACAGAACAGGAAUUUCACGACUGUAUGGAACAAAUACGAGGCAUAAAUGAGAGUGCCUUUCUAUAUUUGAAUGAGAUUCCUGUUGAGAUGUGGGCCCUGAGCUAUGACGAUGGCAAAAGAUAUGGCAUUUUGACGACAAACCUUUCUGAAAGUUUUAACAAUGUCUUAAAUAAAUGCCACACAUUGCCUAUCACAACACUCAUAAAGGCCACAUUCGAUAAAGUCGUCCAAAUAUUUGCCGAUCGACGAAAUGCGGGAAUAAUGUGGCACCAAGCUGGUUUCUUGUAUCCACAGAACAUAUGGAAGGAUGUUCUUGAGCGGUCAUAGCGUAGGUAUCACACAACUAUUGUCCCGCACAAUCAAACAACAAGAAUUUACUCUGUAGCUAUUGGUUCGCAUGAUCCAGUGACAAUCGAUCUGACAAGGCAGGAAUGUGGGUGCGAGUAUUGGAAGCAGAACGGGAUGCCAUGUGUUCACACGUAUGCGGUUUGUCGGUUUUUAAAAAUACCCGUAGACGACCUCAUCCCAGCUGUGUAUUCGUUAAAUGCCUACAUCCGGACGUACGCUUCCGAUAUUAUGUCUAUUAAUAAUUACCUCAAUGUCAUGGCAGAAACACCGCAUACACUUCUCCCGCUCACAAACAAUAGAUCGGCUAGAGCCGGUAGGCCACAGAGAACUCGAUUUACUAAUGAAAUGGAUUUGCGUGCUACAAGGAGAGGACAUGAGUAAUAAUGUAAUGUAUACCUUGUCGGUUUUUUUGUUUUGCAUCCAAUUACUAAUGAAAUAUUUGUUCUCUUUUUCAUUGUAUCUGAAGUUUUUGUUCACAUAAAUUCCAUCAAAUAAAUUUAAUUAGAAAAACUUGUCAGAUAAAAUAUAAUCAGAUAAAAUUUCAUCAGAUAAAUAUCAUCAGAUAAAUUUAAUCAGAUAAAAUCAAUCAAAAAAAUUUGAUAAGAUAAUUUCAAUAAGAUCAAAUUUAAUCAGAUAAAUAUAAUCAGAUAAAUUUUAUCUGAUAUAAUUUAAUCAAUCAAUAUUCUCGCAAACCAUAUCUGUACAAAAAUAAAGUGGCCCAUAAUUCAAUAAUGUGUCGGAUCUACAAUUGAAUACUCCCACCUAACUCCGCUAAACAAACACAUUCUAUACUAUCCUAACCGUUCGAAGAAGGCGCGGAUCACAAUCUAACGGUCCUCCUCCAGUCGGAACUGCCAAAUCCGACUGGGAGGCAUCUCCAUGACCAGCUUUAAUCUUGUGCUCGUACUAAUCUACGCAACUCCCAACUCUAUUUUUUUUAUAAAUAGAUUCUAAAUCAAUACUCAUUCCUACAUCAAUACUCAAUCCCAAUUUUAUCAAUCUCAAGCAAGAGUACUCACUACCAAAUCAAACCUUUAAGAUCAGCCAAGUUUCCAGGUUCGUUAAUUUUUUGUUUUAGGAGCGUAGAAGUAGUUAAUUUAGUAAUUUGUAAAUUUUUAAUUUAGAUUGUGAAAUUGGACUUUUAGAGUAAAGUUUAGCUAUAAAAUACUUGAAAGUUAGAAAGUGUGUUACAUUUAGAAUUUACCUUAAAUUUCGGGUUUAGGAGUGUAGAAGUAGUUAAUUUAGUAAUUUGUAAAUUUUUAAUUUAGAUUGUGAAAUUGGACUUUUAAAGUGAAAUUUAGCUAUAAAAUACUUGAAAGUUAGAAAGUGUGUUACAUUUAGAAUUCGCCUUAAUUUCGGUUUUAAGAGUGUAGAAGUACUUAAUUUAUUAAUUUGCAAAUUUUUAAUUUAGAUUGUGAAAUUGGACUUUUAAAAUAAAAUUUAGCAAUAAAAUACUUGAAAGUUAGAAAAUGUGUUACAUUUAGAAUUUGCCUUAAAUUUCGGCUUUAGGAGUGUAGAAGUAGUUAAUUUAGUAAUUUGUAAAUUUUUAAUUUAGAUUGUGAAAUUGGACUUUUAAAGUAAAAUUUAGCUAUAAAAUACUUGAAAGUUAGAAAGUGUGUUACAUUUAGAAUUUGCCUUAAAUUUCGGUUUUAGGAAUGUAGAAGUAGUUAAUUAUGUAAUUUGUAAAUUUUUAAUUUAGAUUGUGAAAUUGUACUUUUAAAGUAAAAUUUAGCUAUAAAAUACUUGAAACUUAGAAAGUGUGCUACAUUUAUAAUUUGCCUUAAAUUUCGAUUUUAGGAGUGUAGAAGUAGUUUAUUUUGUAAUUUGUAAAUUUUUAAUUUAGAUUGUGAAAGUGGACUUUUAAACUAAAAUAAAAUUUAGCUAUAAAAUACUUGAAACUUAGACAGUGUGUUACAUUUAGAAUUUGCCUUAAUUUUCGGUUUUAGGAGUGUAGAAGUAGUUAAUUUUGUAAUUUGUAAAUUUUUAAUUGAGAUUGUGAAAUUGGACUUUUACUCUUUAAUUUUAACUUUUUAUUAUUUAUAAUAGUUGAAAUUGUACAUGUUUAGAAAUUCUGUUAAAUUUAAAUAGUCGAAUUUAAGAUUUUAAUUUCGCAAUUAUAGUUAUUUCGAAUUUCGAAAUUACUAGUUAUUUUGGUAACUUUUAAGAUUUUAAUUUUAGAUUGUGAAUUUAGAGUUGAACUUAGCUAUAAAAAUCUAGAAAUUUUGAAAGUGUGUUAGAUUUAGGAUUUGAGUUAAAAUUCGAAUUUAUGACCUUACAAGUUAUUUUAGUAAUUUUUAAAUUUUUUGUGUGAGGUUGUGAAAUUGGAAUUUUAGAGUUCAACUUAGCUAUAAAGAUCUACAAAUUUAAAAAUUGUGUUACAUUUAGAAUUUGAAUUCAAAACUAUGAAUUUAUAAAUUGUGUUCAAUUUAGAUUUAGAGUUCAAUUUCGAAUUUAGUAAUUUAUAACUACUUCUUUUAGGAAUUUCAAAUGGACCAAAACAUUCCGCGCCCAGGGCCUGUUAACCAUUCACUACUCACGUUGCCACUACGUGCCCAUCGUGCGGACCGUGUAUGGUAUGAACCAAAUUUCAAACACUCGUGCUUGAAAUGCGUCAGUUGCCCUUCAGCUGCAUUCAUAGAUGAAGAGCGAGAUCAAAGAGUGAUACAUAUGUUAGCAUAUGCUAGCUUCUUGGGGGUAGAGCACAUUGCCCGUAUGAAGGUGGGUCAUAGUUUAAUAUGCGCUUUGGUGAAGAGAUGGAGGUCGGAGACACAUACUUUCCAUCUUCCAUUCGGUGAGGUCGGCAUUAGUCUACAAGAUGUGGCGAUCAUCCUUGGUUUGUCCAUUUGGGGUAAGCCCCUCAGUGGUCCAGCCGUUAAGGGUAAAGCUCAGUGGAUCGACCUGUGCACGCAGUUGUGUGGUUUCACUCCUCUAGAGAUUGAUAUGCGCACGAGUGAUAUCACCAUGAGUGUUGUUACCUGUCACUCGAUCCUACCGGACAGUAUAGACGAAGAGGUCACCGAACACACCAGAACUCUAAUAUGGCAAUUGCUUGAAGGUUUUUUGUUCCCUGACAUGAGUGGGACAAGAAUACGAUUGUAGUUUUUGGAGGUCUUGCAGGGUGACUUGGCUUUAGCCCGUCUAUAUAUGGAGUUGGGGAUCAGCGGUUCUCGGGUACCUCUACCAUAACUUGUGAUACGGCGCCAAGUGGGAAACCAAACAAGUUGGCUGAUGUAUGCACUUGUUACAGAUUUGGGCUUGGUCGAGGAUUUCGAUGGUCCGUCCCUGAGUACUUCAGGUCAUUCAACACGACCAUCUUCCAUAUGGGUGCAAGUGGAUCGGCCCCAAGUCAUAUAAGGGAUCCCCAAGACACUGCAUACGCUUGUACCGGGAUGACCUAGACCGCAUGAGUGAGAGUCAGGUAGUACUUGAAAUUUUUACUUCAACCAUACUAUUCAAUUUUCAAUACAUAUUGUUUUAUAGUUCUUAAAUUGCAAGUUAAACUUUUUACAGUUUGAUUUCACUCCCUACGCGUCCGAGACACUCCCACCUAUCAUCCUUAAUGACGCUCCGCUUUGGUCGGCUAGGGUCAUGCUCAUAUUUUGCAAUAUGGCCGAAAUGCAUUACCCCAAUCGAUUUCUUCGGCAAUUCCAUAUAAGAUAAGAUACUCCGAAUGCUCCUUUGGUGGGUACUGAUAAUCACGGCAAUCGUUCCAACAUAGUAGCCGGUGCCUUGGCGUUGUGGGCGGACAUACAACAUAAUAUAUACUUUCUUGAUUUUGAUCGACAUAUGACCCUCGAAGCAACUAAUAGGUACCGAAAAUUGUACAAGAAGCAUGGUAUGACACGUGUCAAGAACCCUUCUCACAAUGUGCCCACAAUAGGCUACACCCCGACAGCACACGUUUGGGGUAUUGCGGUAAGUUUUGGAAUACAUACCAUAUUCAUUAACAUAUAUCGUGUCAUAUUAUUUACAUGUGUUACAUUUUUAUGCAGAAGCAAGGCAUUCACGAGGUGUAAGCUCUUAGCCGACCGCGCGAGUUAUGAGGACUGUCAAAAACGACUACGGUGGAUGGCCCUGGACGUAGGUGAUGAAGAGAUUCUCCACCGGGGCAUAUUCCAUUAUGAUCGAAGAUGAAGAUGAAGGUGGAAGUGAUGAAGAGGAUGAUGCAGAUGAACAUGAAGGUGGGGGUGAGCACUCACAAUCACCCUCUCAAUUCUCAACACAAGGUGUCUCAUUUGAUCAACCACCCCCUCAAUUCUCAACGCAUCAAGGUGUCUCAUUUGAUCAACCACCGUCGUAUUAUGAUUCUUAUCAGUACUCCACACAAGCGGGUGAUUAUGUUGAGUCAUUUCUGAAUUCGUCGUUUUACUAUGGAGACACAACGGGGCCUUGGAACACUGGCGGUGGGGACGGAGCAGGGCCGAGCACGCAAUGUUAGAUGUAAUAUUAAAUUUAAUAUUGUAUGUACUCUCUAUUCAUUAAUAAAUUACAUUGAA